This is a messenger RNA of Emiliania huxleyi CCMP1516, 504 nucleotides long. RefSeq lists its product as hypothetical. The record is from RefSeq and is a predicted model, not a curated record. The annotation marks the transcript as partial. Gene Ontology annotation, molecular function: protein binding. The transcript has 4 exons. Lineage: Eukaryota; Haptophyta; Isochrysidales; Noelaerhabdaceae.
GGGGGGGGGGGGCAGGGCAACGUGGCUGUUGAGAUGCGCCUCGGGGACUACCUCUACUACGGCCACGGGGUGCCGGCGUCCUUCGACUUGGCGUACAUGUACACGCACGGGCUCGGGCUGCCCAGCGACGUGCACCUGGCGGAGCGGCACUACGACCAGGCGAUGGACGCGUCGGCGGACGCGUACUUGCCCGUGCAGCUGGCGCUCCUCGAGCUGCGGCUGGUCGCUUGGUGGCAGGCUCACACGGGGCGCUCCGACUCCCCCGUCCUCGCGGCGCGGCGGCUGCUGGCGACCGCGUGGGCGAGGGGCUGGGGCAUCGCCGCGGGGGAGGCGGCGGAGGAGGGGGAGGGCGCGACGGGCGCGGGUGCCGCGGAGCUCGCCGCUCUGUGGCGCGCAGCGGCGCCGGAGUGGGACACGCUGCUGCUUGCGGUGCUCACCGCGGCGCUCGCGUCGGUGCUGUCGCUGCGGGUGCGGCAGCAGGCGCGGCAAGCGGCGGCGCGGUAG